AUGGCGGACGCACAGGUCUUCGAAGAGACCUUCAGCAUUACCUCGAUCAACAAUGAAAAGUAUGACCGAGUGUCGCGCAUCUAUGGAAAUUCCACGGACAACCAGAUUACCAUGACUCUUGACAUCAACCACGAACUAUUCCCCGUACGGGUCGGUGACACACUGAACAUGGUGCUGGCCACAACACUAUCACUUGACGGCGCAACAAAGGACCAGAACGAGACUAUGUGGAGAAACGUAGGGAGACAAGGAGUCACUACACUGGCAGACAUGUACGAUUAUGUAUGCUAUGGAAAACACUACCGAAUGGAGGACGGAGAAGGUGAUACAAUGAAAUACUAUGCAAGUUUUGGAGGGCUAUUGCUAUUCAUGGAGGGACCGCAUAAGAAGUUGAAUGCCCUAAAGAUCGACAACAUCUACAUGCUCGUGAAGCAGUCAUAG
Molecule: messenger RNA, 441 nt
Organism: Plenodomus lingam JN3
Lineage: Eukaryota; Fungi; Ascomycota; Dothideomycetes; Pleosporales; Leptosphaeriaceae
Biological process (GO): DNA-templated transcription
Cellular component (GO): RNA polymerase II, core complex; RNA polymerase I complex; RNA polymerase III complex
Source: RefSeq, a predicted model, not a curated record